CUCACGCACUCGUUAAGAUUUGUCCAUCCAUCCAUCCAUCCAUUCACCAGGCAGUAUGCAAAGUGCCGUGUCUAAAUCCGCUGCUGUUGCUACACUCGCUCCUCCUCUCACUCAUCCCGAUUUCACCUGAGGUUCACAGCACGCAGGGACGUAACGUCUCAACCCAUCCUUUCACCUCCCCUCGGCACUGAUCCGCCCACCUGGUUGAUGGUGAUCUCCUAGGACACCUCACUCACGCAGUCGUCGCAGCGCCGCCCGUCACGUGCCAUAUCUCGAUCUCCUUCGCUGUGAAUGUGUUGCUCGCUGCCAGCGUGCCGUCGCUGCUGGAGUUGAUGGUUCCCAGAUAUCCUUGCGGCAGGUCGACCUUCUUGACCCAGUGAUGCAUGCUGCGCAGAUCAUCUGCCGGGCCGGGCCUGGCGAAAGCCAACCACAGGUACCCACGGCCCAAAUGCAACUGCACACAAGACGGACAUGUGACAACCAGUCAGUUGGUUCAGUGCCAUUCAUUGCAGUGACAACCGUUGUGUAUACCCGCCACCCACCUUGCCACGUGAGUCCACAUUGCCGGCCGUGAUGGAUGCGCGCAUCCAUCCAUCACGGCCGGCGACACUGACCCACUGUCUGGCCUCGGGGAUGGGCACCUUGGUUGGCCGAGAGUAUGCACCGCUGAUCGAAAUGAGGCAGAGGGGCAGCUUGUAUUCAUUGGUCUGUGUGGGGUCGGGCGGCUUGAGUUGGCCCUGGAGGAAGGCGCCGAAUCGGUGUGUGUCGUCGUGGUUGACGAGGAAGAGCAGACCGCUCGCGUCGCCCACCUUGUCCACCAUCGUGCCAAAAUCGCCACUGUCACGAGUCGAAGUGACAGAGAAGCAGGGAAACAGAACGACGAGAGAUCAGAGUCGUUUCUGCGUACCUGUAAAGGAGCUUGGGUGUGGGAUUGGGCACGUCCGUCAUGGCCACCACCUCGCGCGUCUCGUCGGUGUUGAGUAUUGGGGAGAGGGGCCGCUGCACGUCCUCCAUCUUGAGGCCGAACAUCUCAACGUCAACCUGCAACCGCACACACAAAGCACAAGAAUACCAAUGAUGAAGCACAAGGCGACGCACAUGACCACAUGGACCUUGAGCUGGUCCAUAUCACGGGCUGUGGGGUGCCUGACAACGCUGCCAGGACGGUUCUCAAACCGCAGUCUACGGGCAAAAUCGACUACCUGAACGGUCACCAAACGACAACAAGCAGGCUCCCUGCCACAUGCCCCCUCUCCCCCCUCCGCGUGUGCCCGUGUCACCCUCAUGAAGUGCUCGCACGAGGUCUGGCGGAUCGGCUCGUCGCCCUGCACCACCUCGCCACUGCACGCCGCACACACAGAAGAGAACGCACUGCUGCCGUCCACUCGCAGUCGACAUGGUGGGCGAGUUCUGACCUAAAUCGUUUGUAUAGUGGGUUGCCGGGGCCGAGCUGCGAUAGCGUCGCCUCGGUGGUCGACACCUUCUUGCGCAGGAUGGUCACCGUCUUCACCUGGUGCUUGCUGCCGUCCUCUGCACAGAUGAAGGGCCGCACCGUCUUGCCGAAGUCCUUCAGCUGCCCCGCCGCGCCGUCCAGCUCCUUCAUCGCCGCGUCAUAGCCCUCGAUAUACCUCCGGAUCUUGUCCAUCACGCUACCCUCCCCCUCCUUGCCCCCAUCCUUAUCCCCCUCGCCCUCGUCCAUCUCGGCGUCCUCUGACGGCACGUCGAUAUCGAGUGAUGUGGUCUUCAUGAAGAGUUCGUGCCAAGCGGCGAAGGAGGGGUCUCUCGCCUGGGUGUCGUCGAGCUGGAUGGUCUUCUCCUGACCCUGCGCCUCCUUGCCCUCGGCGAUCGAAAUCUCGUCAGACAACCUUUUCGACACAGGUACAUAAUGACACGACAUCCCAUGCAUUUCCCGCUUUCCCCUCCUUCCUUCCACUCACCAGUCUAUGUAGAGUGGAUCUGCAUCGAGGAAGGGCCGGCCCUCCUCAUCGCGCGGCAGGGCAUCCACACAAUACAGCAGCAGAUGGGCCAAGUAGGUGUGCCGCAUCUGCUCCAACAACAGCCCCUUGCGCGACACGCCCAGCACCCGCCCGCCCACAUUCAGCUCCACCUCCCCAUCGAUGCCGCCCGUCAGCUCCACACGCGCUCCUGUGCUCUCGAUGAUCUCCUUGAUGGAGUGGGCUUUGCUCUGCAGCUGCUGGCGGGCGGUUCUGGCCGCGUUCUCGAUUGCAAGCAGGGCCGCAAUGGCUUUGUGCACCGACCUGUCGAGUGAUUGGCGGCCAAUACGGGGACAGGGGGGUCGCUGGUCAUCGUCAUACGGCUCGCCAGCAACAGCCGCAGCAGCAGCAGCAGCACCAUCAUUCGCUUUGCGCUUCUUGCCGAGCAUUUUGCGAUGGAUGGCCAAUGGGUGAAUCAACGGUACAUCCUAAUCGCCACACACGAAAGGCCUCGCGAGGAAAGUCGUC
Molecule: messenger RNA, 2462 nt
Organism: Vitrella brassicaformis
Lineage: Eukaryota; Vitrellaceae
Source: the annotation of a GenBank genome assembly